AUGUUGAAUCCAGAUUUGGUUCAUCGAGUUUCAACUUAUCUUGUCAUACCUUACCUGUUAUCAUGUCACAACUACAACCUGUUCGUCCUCCAGUGGAAGGCUGGACAAUUCCCAAGUGAGCUAUUACCACAGCUAGCUGACCCUCAUUUCUGUGAUUCCAAACAAAUCGAUUUAUUGAUUGGAGGUGGUGCAUUCUUUGACAUAUUGCAGCCAAGUCGUAUACAGCUGGAUGUGAAGAUGCUAUAUCUGCAGGACAGCAAGUUGGGUUGGAUAGUCACAGGUGAGUUGAGCCACACAUGUCUGCUAAGUGUUGGCAGGUCGUUGGAAAAGGAAUCUAAGGCAAUUCUCGGCCACGAGGAUGUUUUGUACGACAAACAAUCAAAGUCCACAUUUAGACGAAAUGAGGAAGGUCGUUUCGUGCUGCAAUUACCCGUCAAAACAGACCUAACUAAUUUAGGUCAGAGUGUCAACUCAGCUACAUCUAGGUUUCUCAGUAUGGAGAGAAAACUACAGCAAGAUGCAGACUUGCGAAUUGAGUACACGAAGUUCAUGAAAGAUUAUCUGGAGAUGGGCCAUAUGCAAGAAGUUGUGAAGGAAUCGAAUAUUCCUAAGCGAUCAUGCUACUUACCACACCAUGCAGUAUUCAAGAGCUCAAGUUUAACAACUAAAAUUCGAAUCGUUUUUUGA
Metopolophium dirhodum (rose-grain aphid) is the source of this 687-nucleotide messenger RNA. RefSeq lists its product as uncharacterized. The record is from RefSeq and is a predicted model, not a curated record. Bases 1 to 687 code for a protein of 228 amino acids. Lineage: Eukaryota; Metazoa; Arthropoda; Insecta; Hemiptera; Aphididae. The transcript is spliced from 2 exons.